AUGGCGCCCGUUGUCACCCUUUUGCUGCUUUGGAUCGUCGCAGUGGCCGCGCAACAGCCUCUGACGCACACGUACACGGCACUGACGCUGCCCGUCACGUUGUCGCAGGGCCAAGUGACCAACACGUUCCACCGCCUCUCGGUUCCCAAAGGUCCCAUUGCCGUGUACCGAUUCCAGGCGGAGGUUGUCGAGAAAGAUGCCGCUGGAUCUGUCGUGCCCGUGCCCACGUACGACGCGUACCUGCACCACCACGUGGUGGGCUCGACGCACAAACAGUACGACGCCAUGAAGAGCCGACACGCGCCCAUGAAGCCCACAAACUUCAGUCGCAGCGUCGCAUUCGGCGCAGGUACGGAAUGCCGCGGCACUCCACAGGAAUUCGACUUCCCGUAUGCCUUCAUGACGGUCGACGGCGAAGACGAGUGGCUGGCCAAUGUCCACAUUAUCAACACCCGCAACAUGCCCCGCGCACGUGCUCACCGCUGUCUCGAGUGUCCCUGUACGUCCGAAGACACGAUCACGGCCGAUGCAGUCAACGGGCUCCAGUUCCGAGCCCAUAGCUGCAAUGCUCAGCUCGUGUCGGAGGAAAACACGGCCUGUGCUGCCGAGACGUACCACGGCGGACUGCGCUGCUGCAAAGACGCCGAAUUGUGCGUGGAACGGGACGAAGUGGCCGUGGACGACACAGCGAGUGCCGCCACGUACUUCUUGCGCUAUUCCUUGCAGUACGCGGCGAUUGUGCCGCAGAAUCGGCCGCUGUAUCUUGCAGCGUGUUGCGAUGCAUCGGGCGAUCUCGAGCACAUGGGGAACGUCGAGUACGAUGUCCCUGUAUGUGACCCAGACACGCAUCCUGGAUGCGUGCACACGCUGGCGACUCGACAACGACUGGACAAUGGCAGCAUCCCUUUGUUCGCGUACCGUCCACAUGCAUCAGAGCCCGAGCGAGAGGUCGAACUCGUGUAUGCAGUCGGGCACCAGCAUCGCGGUGGGCUGGGGAUCCAGCUCUAUGACGAUGCCACGGGCGACUUACUGUGCGCUUCGGUGCCGGAAUACGGCUCGGGAACCGAACCGGGCAAUGAAGACGGCUACGUCAUCUCGAUGAGCACCUGCACGUUUGACCCGCCUCGCCGCAUGCGCACCACUGACAUUGUCCGCAUCGUGGCGCUGUAUAACAACACAGUGCCGCACACGGGCGUGAUGAGCCUCAUGUACUUGGCACUGAGCGAUAUUCCGCUGGACGACUCGGCUGCUGUGGGUCUAUCGGCGACUCGUUCGGGAAGCAAUAGCUGGGGAUGGCUGAUGCUGAGUGUUGUUGCUGCUGCUGCAGUGGCUUGUGCCGUGGCGUGGACGGUCGCGAUGCGCUGGAAGUACCGAUCAGGAUACACGUCGCUGGGACCCCAACCGAAAUGA
Messenger RNA from Hyaloperonospora brassicae, 1410 nucleotides. NCBI's taxonomy places the organism in Eukaryota, Oomycota, Peronosporomycetes, Peronosporales, Peronosporaceae. The record is from the annotation of a GenBank genome assembly.